CUCACUGCCUGGGGCUUGUGGCGUGGACUCUUCCGAAUCGCUGGAACCAGGGCACCGGAGCCCACAGUCACAGCCAGGAUGGCGCACGGCUCGCCCCUUGGGGCGCUGCUGCGGGAAGGACUUCGUCGACCCGAGGGAUCGAGCGGGCGGAUGGAGCCAGGGCGGGACAGGAAGAGUCCUUUGGCUGCAGAGUCAGAUGCAGAAGUGCGUGCUGCCCUGCAGGCCCCAUGCGUGAGCCCCGGCAACCCUGUGUUCUCCUGCAUGUUGGACCCGAAGACGCUACACACAGCCACCUCCCUGUCGCAGCCGCGCAUGAUCAUGUACAAGACCAGCGCAAGCCGCCACGGGGAGUUUACCCCGGUGCCCCAGUUUCUGCCCUGCAAUUAUGCUCCAAAAGAGCAGGUAUUUUCCAGCCAUAUCCGAGCAACUGGACUUUAUCAGAACAACAGCCUAAACACCGCACCUGACAGAACAAGAACCCUUGAUUUCCCUAAUUUUCAACACACUCUGUGAAAAUAUAUUCCUUUGACAAUUUUGGAGAAAAAUGUACCUAGAAAAAUGAAUUGUGAACUGAAGGCUAGAAUACCUAGGUUAAGAUCACAAAGAUUUGAAUAC
This is a messenger RNA of Octodon degus (degu), 615 nucleotides long. RefSeq names its product chromosome unknown C15orf65 homolog (gene Pierce2). Lineage: Eukaryota; Metazoa; Chordata; Mammalia; Rodentia; Octodontidae. Gene Ontology annotation, cellular component: axonemal microtubule. The coding region runs from base 79 to 513 and encodes 144 amino acids. Gene Ontology annotation, biological process: axoneme assembly. The record is from RefSeq and is a predicted model, not a curated record. The transcript is spliced from 2 exons.